Molecule: messenger RNA, 4782 nt
Organism: Athalia rosae (coleseed sawfly)
Lineage: Eukaryota; Metazoa; Arthropoda; Insecta; Hymenoptera; Athaliidae
Product: tyrosine-protein kinase Drl
Exons: 9
Coding region: 660-2420 (586 amino acids)
Biological process (GO): cell surface receptor protein tyrosine kinase signaling pathway; multicellular organism development; positive regulation of kinase activity
Cellular component (GO): signaling receptor complex
Molecular function (GO): ATP binding; protein tyrosine kinase activity
Source: RefSeq, a predicted model, not a curated record
CUACGCCGCAAGUUCCUCGGAACAUCGUAUCCGCACUCGAAACUUGCGGGAGGGAAAGCCCACGUGACUCACAAGCGCAGAUUCGAAUACCGGAGAUACUCAAAACGUGAAAAUAAUGAACGAGUGGAUACGCGCAAUGUGAUCCAAAAUUGCAUUAUAAAUUAUAGAUUAUAAAAUCCGAUCUGUUUUCUUCAUUUUUCCUAUCAUCUUUCUACAAUCACCCGCACAGUUCUCUUCCGCCAAACAUUUUACCGUUUCACUAAUUCGGACGAAGCGGAAGAACGACACCCUCCUAUUUUUUCAUGUAACGAAAAAGAAUACAGAAAAAUAAUAAAAUAGGUCAUCGGAGAAAUCAAUUUCAGGUGCACGUAGAACUUUGAUUUCCAAUCGGUUGAACGGAAAAACCAACCGUUUCUUUUUUUUCCCGUCUGUUCAGUCGGGGGUAAAAAAGUGAGUUAAUUAGACCAACCCCCUUCGAGAGAAAGGGUGACAAUGUUCGCGGAGUACACGGGAAAACCUCUCCGCGGUAGAGGCAAAAAGUAAAAACAGAAGAGAAGAAAAAAAAGAAGAGGAAAAAUGUUCGGCGUUAUCGAGUGCGAGAGAACGCGAAUGUUUGAAACGUAGUGUCCGUCCGUGAAGUAAUCGCGAAACAUGUGACAAUGCGUUGCAGAAGGUCUUGUUACCUUCUGCCCUUAACUUUCGUGCUGCUUUUAUUAGUUGGAUGCAGCGAAGGUUAUCUAAACAUAUUCAUCAGUCAAGCUCAGGUCAUGAAACUUCUUGGAUUGGAAGCGGAAUUAUUCUACGUCCGAGAGGGUGUGGUCAACACCUAUGCGAUGACCUUCGUAGUUCCGGUUCCGGCGAACAUCGCUGACCUCGAGUUUUCGUGGCAGAGCCUCGCCGGGCAUCCGCUCGCCUACUCGAUGCAACUGGAUUAUGACGUGGUCGGCGUACCGGGCAGAGGUGGUACGGGAAUGAUGGCCCUUCUGCCACCGAGAGUGAACGUCUCGGCUAAGGGAGAAGUUCCGAUAAAUCUCCAAGUGUUCAGAAUACGACUGCCAUGUUCCGGACUAGUGAGCGCCGAAAUUCCCAUGGUACUCAGACUCAACGUUACCGCCCCUCCCGGCACACGGUACAACGACACGAUCCUCGUCUUCAGGAGGAACAAAAUUUGCCUCAAAGGUGUAGAAACACCGCCAAGGAACGAUUCGGUGAAGCUGGAAGCGGGUCCGUUGGUCACAGGAAGCGGUGCCCUUUACGUGGCCGCGACUUGUGCUUGCGCCUUGGUUCUGGUCAUCGGCACCGUAGCCAGUGCCUUGUACAUCCGAAACAGCAAAGCGAGGGUUCAAGAAUCGCAAAAAACGCUACCGUGUUGCAGUUACACCGCAGCCGGUACCGGAGGACUUACCGGUAGCUCGGUUCUCGUGAGGGUCGAUCAAAGACCGGGAAGUGCUAACUCCGGUAGCUACGCUACGAUCGCUGACCUUGAACCCCUUUACGCCAGACCCUGCGGGUCCAGGGCGAGCUACUACGCGGCCAGUCACGUCACACAUCUCAGUCAGGCCACAGAUCCGUGCGAUAAGGCGAGGGCCCUGGCGGUCCCUAGGUCCGCGUUGCACUGUAGAAGCCUCGCCCAGGAGGGCACUUUUGGACGAGUUUUCAAAGGAACAUUAGAGAUAAUCGGUAGAGAGCAGGAAGUCAUCAUUAAAACGGUCACGGAAGUAGCUUCCGCCUAUCAGGCGUCCCUCUUGGUCGUUGAAGGAUCGCAGCUCGCUGGUCUGGUACACGGUAACAUAGCAUCGCUAGCCGCAGCUUGCCUUGACAGUCCCUGUCCACUUCUUGCCUAUAAUUGCGCGCCGAAUGAGCUAAACUUGAAGCUCUACUUGACGGACGGCGGGUAUCACCCCGUUGCCAGAGACCUGGUACAAGUCGGUGCUCAAGUCGCUAGGGCCGGAGCUUUUUUACACGGUCGAGGACUCUUGCACAGGGACAUAGCGGCUAGGAAUUGUCUGAUAGAACCCACCGGUUUGCGGGUCAGACUUGCCGACGGCGCGUUGGCCAGAGAUCUAUUCCCACAGGAUUACCACUGUUUGGGGGACAACGAGAACCGACCAAUUAGAUGGAUGGCACUGGAAACUCUUCUGCAUAAUCAAUUCAGCACUGCUACGGACGUGUGGGCAUUCGGCGUACUCCUGUGGGAAUUGGCCACCAUGGGGCAGCAACCCUACCUGGAAGUUGACCCCUUCGAGAUGAUGGCGUGUCUGAGGGACGGAUACAGACUCGCGCAGCCAAGACCGUGUCCCGACGAACUCUUCGCGGUCAUGACCGUAUGCUGGCUCGGAGCUCCUCGGGAUAGGCCAACGAUGCCUCAGCUCCUCGCGUAUCUCCAAGAGUUCCAUGACGCACUUGGAGGAUUUAUAUAAACGCAAAAUUUUACGGAAUACCUUACGGUGGUUGCGAUCGAUCGUCCCUCUCGGAGGGACACUUUGAAAAUUCUUCCGGGACGUUGUCGGUGACGAUAUUGAAACUUUUUAAAGGUGCGGUUGUCUCUCGUAGAGCGAUGCCUUUGUGAUCCGUUACUCUUUUUGAAUCUAGUUUCUUUUUAUACUUUUUCAAAUUUAUUUUUCAUUUCUGUUAUUAUUAUUUUUCAUUUCAAGAGAACCGGGUCUCAGCCUUGCCCCGUUUGAGGACGCCAUGUGUCAACACCUUACGAAAUCUUAUCUCGUGAGAUACAAAAAGGUCAAGAAGCGAGACUACGUAUAACUACAAAGUAAAAUGUCCCAAACGAAGAGACAGAAUGUGCGAGAUAGCAAUCGCCGCGAAGGAUGCUGUCCCAGAUUAAAUUUAUAACAUAGAACCAUCACUUUGCCAAUACCUCGUGCGAUCGUAUGGCUAGGUAUGCACGAUAUGUCUGGUAUACGUUACGCGUACUCGUUGCACCUGCCUAGAGAUACGUCUGCCGUAAUUAUUUCGCAGGUACGAUUCGGGACGAUGUAAAAAUACAGAAAUUUCAACAACGUUUAAAUAAAUUACCGCUUAUGGCGAUCGGUCCGAUCGAUCGCUCGCCCAAAAAAAAAAAGUAGGUAUAUGCUUUUAUUUUUGUUCAAUUUUCUUUCCGAAAUGUGCAAUUGUAGGGUCCAAGAAGAAGAGAAUUGUUUAAAUUGAAGGAAUGAAGUUGAGUCGACGGAAGACCGAUAAAUAAAUAAGUAUAUAAAUAAAUGAAUGAAUAAAUAAAUAUAUAUAUAUAUAUGUAUACAUACAUGAACUUGAAUAUUAUACGUAAGACUUUGGAACGCCGAAAUAACUGUUGAAAGUAUGAUAGAGCAAAGGGAGAGAAAAAGAAAAUUGGAAAGAAGAAGAAAAGAAAUUAAUUCAACCGGAAAUCGAACCCAACGAAAGUCUGACAAUGAGUGAAAUCAACUGACAUGGAAUUGAAAUCAAUUGCUCAACUAAUGAGCAUCCCCGUUUCGGUUAACGAGAUAUUGAAAAUCAGAGCUUAUUAAGUUCCGAACGAAAACUUAUGCCGAGGGAUGUUUGUUACCCAAGCGUUGCAACAUAAUCAAACUCACCACUUCAAAUCUACUUAUCUACUACCAAUGGAGGCUGUAAAAAAUCGCAUCGUUAUACUAUCCUUCAAAAUACAUAAUGCAUCUAUAGAUUUAUUCCGAUAGCUAUUUGAGAAAUCAAUCACUGCCACAGAUUAUAUCGCCCGAUAGUCUCUCUGAACUCAAACUGCCAACGUUUCAUAAUAAACCACAGAAGACUUGCAAUUUUGCUUCUCGAAAAACCGGAAGGCAAAUUAUCGCUCUAGAAAUAAAAUAAAAUACAUAAAAUACAUCGGUCAAAAAAUGUCUCAACAGAAAAUUAAAAAUAAAAAAAAAAAAACUGCCAACUACAAACCAUCCACAAUUCCAAACGAGAAAAUAAUGAGAAACAAAUACAAUUAAUUUCUUCAAUGUAUACUCGAUGUAUAGAUGUCGCAUGUUUCCAUCUACGAAGUUGUCUCUUUAAGCUAUACAUUAUACCUACCACAGUCCAUACUAUAUUAUAAUAUCCAUUUGAAUUUCAAGACAAUGUAUCAUGAUAUUUUUAAUUGUAUCUUCUUAUCUAUUUUUUUUGUUUCGAACCAAAGAACGGAGUAAAAUUGAAAAAGAAGAAUGGAAAAACUUUAAUAAUUAUACCUAUAUCGAUAUAAUGAUAUCUACUAUAUUUAUUCCUGAAUGUUUCAUGGAGGUACAGGGUAGGAUAGACUACACUUCCUUACUGUCGCUAUGGAUUGUCAACGACAACGUGAUCCCUCGGUGCAUAUGAAUACAUUAUACCUAUAGGUAAAAUUACGUCGUACGAGUUAUCGCAGGGAGAAUUUUUGAGUGAGUGACGAAAAAAUAUUUAAUAGUAGAGGGAUCACAUUGUGUUUUCGCGAUCUCCAAAUUUAAUCUAUAUAUAUAUUAUAUUAUACACAUACCUAUUGUACGUACUAUGCGCUAUAUGAAUAUAUAAACGGUGUAAACUUUUUGCGAGACCUCUAUAUAACGAGCGGGUUAACUGCCAAUUAUAUAUCAGUACUCGAACAAAGUUUUGGCUAUGUAAAUAUUAUAUACGUAGAUAGCGAACGAUACACAUACUACCUAUAGCGGUGAGCUAAGUGGGUUGAUGAUUUGUGCAGAUUUUAUCAUUUUCUAUACAAUUUAUAUAUGUAUAUUUCAAAAUAUAUAUAUAUACGAUGUAUGGCAUUAUUUUUCAAUGGAAAAUAAAACGUAAGUGUUGAAAUAUCCUUAUCGAAUU